This is a messenger RNA of Xyrichtys novacula (pearly razorfish), 189 nucleotides long. Lineage: Eukaryota; Metazoa; Chordata; Actinopteri; Labriformes; Labridae. The record is from the annotation of a GenBank genome assembly.
AUGGAUGAGAGACGAAGCAGCAGGAGGAAAGGGGGUGGUGGUGGUGGAGGCGGUGGUGGUGGUGAGCCCCGCCGUCGGGAUGGUGGGCUCGUCGGUGCGACAAUCCCCGCAUUUCAAUGCCCAAUUACCGGAAUGGAGCGUGAUGCUCCGGCUGCAACGGGGUUAGAGACUAGGAGCAACAGCAGCUAG